CGCCCCCCUCUGGCAAAGCGCCUCGAUUUCCCAGACGACAUCGCUUCUAGUGCAUUCCGCCAUAUUGCCAUCGCCUAAAACGCGCUGGCUGGAUCGGCUUCUAUCCAUAACUGAAAAUUUGUGCAGUGAUGACUCAGACGGUUCAGACCAACGGGGUUCAACCCCUCAGUAAGACCUGGGAACUGAGUCUGUAUGAGCUACAGAGAACUCCACAGGAAGCUAUAACAGAUGGACUGGAGAUAGCCGUGUCGCCCAGGUCCUUGCACAGUGAACUAAUGUGCCCUAUCUGUCUGGACAUGCUGAAGAACACAAUGACAACUAAAGAAUGUCUGCACCGCUUCUGCGCUGAUUGUAUCAUCACAGCUUUGAGAUCUGGUAAUAAAGAGUGUCCUACCUGUCGUAAGAAGCUGGUGUCUAAGAGGUCGCUGCGUCCAGACCCGAAUUUUGAUGCUCUGAUUAGUAAGAUUUAUCCCAGCCGUGACGAGUACGAGGCCCACCAGGAGAGAGUAUUGGCCCGCAUUAGCAAACACAAUAACCAGCAAGCCUUGUCCCACAGCAUAGAGGAGGGGCUGAAGAUACAGGCUAUGACCAGACUGCAGCGUGGUAAGAGACACACAGUGGAGAAUGGAAGCGGAGCAGAAGACAAUGGAGACUCCUCCCACUGUAGCAACGCCUCUGUCCACAGCAACCAGGAGGCAGGUCCGAGCAUCAAACGCACCAAGACGAGCGAUGACAGCGGUCUGGACAUGGACAAUGCUGCUGAGAAUGGGGGCGGGGACUCUGUGAUCGAUGGCGGUGCAAGUGAAAUAGAACUGGUGUUUAGGCCACAUCCAACCUUGAUGGACAAGGAUGACAGUCACAACAGUGUGGAGUUUGUUCCUCGCUACAUUAAGACGUCCGGUAAUGCAACAGUGGAUCACCUGUCUAAAUACCUGGCUGUCCGAUUGGCUCUGGAGGAACUGAGAAGAAACGCUGAGGCCAGUCCUGUCAAUGUGGAGGCGGCUUCAGAGAAACAGUACACCAUCUACAUCCCCACUGCUGGAAACCAGUUCACUGUCCUGAACGGUUCCUUCUCUCUGGAGCUGGUCAGCGAAAAGUACUGGAAGGUGAACAAACCCAUGGAGCUCUACUUUGCCCCUACUAAAGAACACAAGUAGACCCAUUAUAACACACACCUGCAUACACACACAACCACAUACACACUCACCAGUUGGAAGUAAACAGACGGACUUGGCUACAUGUGCGCACACAGGAACAAGAGAGGUGUGUGUGUCGGAAGGAGAGUAGGGGUGUUUGUGAAACCCCUGAACGGACUCUUGUAAAAAGAAAAAAACCCUUGUUUUAUAUUCUCUGUAUCUUUAUGUGUCUCUUUCUAUCCUUCUCAGUAGAAGGUAACAGAUCAGUGCAGCAGCUUGCAGAUAAAUCACAGAUAAAGCUCUGCUGCUAACAGUGACUAUAGAUUCUCUCCAGCUCAGAAAACCACGCUCCAUUCCCAGUCUCAGUUACCAAUGUGCUGUUUUCCAACUAAAGAAAUUGUAAUAUUCCAUAUUUGUUUUCAGCAGGCGACCCCUUUUAUACUGUUUGAUGUUGGUUUGUCAACCAGAGGGUAAAGGGAUUGUGAUGAAACGUAAUCUUAGAUCUCAUUUUGAAUUACAGCCACCAACAGGUCAGUCAGAGCUUUAGAGGCUGAGUUUGGAAAUGCUGCUCUUAGAUUUAAGAUCACACUCUACAUUGUUAAAGUCUGACUUGUGCUACAGCAAAAUAACCAAUCAGAAGAUAAAGUCGUAUGACACUCAGGCUGAUACCAACAUUGUAAUUACCCAUGCAUACUGUAUGUACAUGUGCGCUUUACAACUGUACCUGUCCACGAUAGAAAAAUCUGACAUGUACGGAAGCAAAAUCAGGCCAUAAUAAUCCGAAUUUCAUGGUGAAUUGAACCUACUGAAUACUCAAUGUUGAAAGAUAGGAAACCACAGAAUGUGAAGCGUUGAGAUAUUUCACUUUGAAAACCACCACUCUGAAUUUAUGUGGUGACAUUUCAGAUUAGUGUCUUUGCAGAUGGGAUUUUUUGAUCUAAAAUGACAAAUGGAUUUGAAAUAACACAGCUGAAAUAACUGCUUGACAUUUUCUAGGAGGGUAUCUCGUUUCCAUAAAUUCAGACAUAUUUCAAUCUUGAACAUUAAGUAAUCAGUUGUGGUUAAAGGUGUCUGUUGGUGUUUAGACCUCUACCAGCACUGUGAAGCUGUAUUUCUAUAACUGGAUUCCUGUUCUGUUGCUCUUGAGCACAUACUCGCACACAGUUGGUGCAAUGCACUGUCCAGCCUCUCAAUCAGGUGGUGGUAAUGUGCCAGUUACCGCAGCAAACGGACCAUUUGUCCAGUGAAGUGUCAAUGACCGACUGUCUCAAAAUGUUAAUCUCCAUAUGUAAGCUAAGUUGCGUCUCCCUUGUCUUCUGUCUACUUCCUGAGUGCGGCUUUCAAUUAUUUGAUUGGUGAUAUGUAUAAACCACUUUCUAGUGUAACCAGGCCUCAAGUUUUCAGUUGCUCAUAAAACUCAUAUAAUUAUUUUGUACAUUUCUUAGUUUGCAUAGUUAUGCCUCUGAAUAAAAGCCAGAUUUCAGCGCCAUCCGGCCCAGUGACGUACUGUUAUCACACAGUGUACAGGGACAAGAAGGCACCUGUUAAUCUGUUUGAAUGCUAGAUGGUAAAAUGUGCGUUUACACUGAGGAAUCCAGGUCAAUCUACAGCAUUCAAUGAUAUGAAGCUACACAGAUUGAAGAAGGCAAAUAGCGUUUUUUGUUUGAUUUAGUUUCUGAUACUGUUGCAGGUGUUCUCUGGAGAUCUUUUUUUGGACAUGUCUGUCGUCUUUCAAUAAAACCAGAGAAUGGUGACAGUUUGAAUGGCUGCAGUCUGUUUUCCUGCUGUCUGGAAACUGAAUCACUAUAGCAGGACACAGGACAGAGCGAGUAUCUAAUGAAUGCAGCUACCUGUGUUAACGCAUGAUAACAAACCAGGCGCACCACCAGCAUGGUCCGUGAAGACUGGUUGGGGAGUGAAGUGAAACUCUGAACUGUGACUGUGAGGUCCAAUCUGGCAGCUGUUGUCUUGAUCUGUUGCCUGUAGGAAAAAUACUGUCUUCUAAUAUCUGUGGCUGUUCUCUAUGGCUCGUCCUUUUUAUAAAUGUCUUUUGUAACAUGGAAAGAAUGGUGUUUUGUGUGUGUGUGGAGAAGAGUGGGGUGGGAGGGUAUUUUUGCAGCACCCUGGACAGUCAGACCAUUACAGUAUUCACCAUCCCACCUACCUUCGGAUCAAUUCCACUUCACUUGCUGACUCAGCAGUGUAACAUGAAUGCCAGCGUUAGGAGGGUUAUUUUCUCAGCAGCACUCCUUGAAGGCAAAACAUGACACUACAGAAGACGUAAGAGUACAGUUCUCUAUUGUUUCAUACAUAUGGUGGUGUUUCGGUGAGAUGCUUUGAUUGAAGCUGUUAUGGGUGUCUGUCGCUAAGGAAGGUGUUCUGAAUGUCCCAAAGGGAUGAGAAGCCCAGUUGUGCCAUAAAUGUGUCCAUGAUAGAACACCUGUUAUUCUGCAACUGAUUUGGUACAUUGUUCUGGUCACAAGGAACCUGAUAGGACAAACCACAACCAUCCCACUAAACCGUUUACAGUUGUAUUGGUGCAGCACCAUGUAAAGAUCAGCUGUAGAGCAAGGCCCAGUUUAGUUUCCGUGUGAACAGCAGCAUUUUUAGUUUGUGGAGAGAUGGACGCCUUUUCCUUUGCUGUAGGACACUCUUCCAUAUCAGAUAUUAACAUAACACAUGAGGAGCAGCUGAUGGGUGGAGUGAAAAUGAAGAGAUUCGAUUUCUGAGCUCAGUCAUAAAUAUAAUCUCUGCAGCUUCAAUUCUGGACACUUCAGAGACUAUACCAACUGACCACCUCCCUGUGACCCAAACAUCAGCUGAAGACUAGCCCCAGAGCUUUCCACCACAUCUUGUGGUCUUGGUCAGCGGUAUUUAGCUCAGUUUUUCACAUUGACAAAAAUAAUAUAAAUUAAUUUGAAUAAUUAUUUGGUCCCAAAUGUACAUUUACAUUUGAUUUCUGUUCAGUUGAUUCAGUUACUGUCAGUGUUCAUGGCUCAUUUAACCCCAAGGUUUUACCCAGAUUCUCGAUUCAGGGAGGAGAAGGUUAGCCGUUUGAGUCAGAGGUGUGUGGGAUGCACCUUCACUCUCUUCUCAGUUGGUACCUGUGUGUGUGAUGGCUGUGUGCAUGUGUGGAACCUGUACACUGCAUCUUUCUGUUUGGACAUUAAACCUGAAAUUGUGUGUUCAUCAUUGAACACAGUGCUGUUGCUUGUGUUUUCACUGAUUAAAAACUGUUGCGUUACUGUG
Molecule: messenger RNA, 4385 nt
Organism: Platichthys flesus (European flounder)
Lineage: Eukaryota; Metazoa; Chordata; Actinopteri; Pleuronectiformes; Pleuronectidae
Gene: rnf2
Product: ring finger protein 2
Exons: 9
Coding region: 129-1157 (342 amino acids)
Cellular component (GO): PcG protein complex; ubiquitin ligase complex
Molecular function (GO): chromatin binding; ubiquitin protein ligase activity
Source: RefSeq, a predicted model, not a curated record